GUUGAGUCCUGCCCUGCUCAUUUCCCACAUCACACUCGCAUGUCGCUGACUGAGCCCGUGUCCUGCCUCCUCUCUCCGGCCGUGCGAUCACUUCUGCUGCAACUACUGGAUAUGUAUUCACGUUUUUACAGACUGGCUCUCUUUGCCUCCUAGUGGCAGACCGGGAAUUGAAAAAAACAGAAUCUUUUGAGGAAAAUUCUCAAACCACAGGAAAUCCUAUGUGAUAACAUCAAAAGGAACAUUUUUACCUCAAGGUACAAAAGCUGCCUGCUUCUCUCUGUUCAAGCUUCCAAUACCAACAAAAGAAUGCACAACCAGAGGACUAUAUGACACGUUUUCUGUGGAUCUAAUCAGAAAAUCAGAAAAGGGUGAAGAAAAGAAAACUUUGUGGAAUCACCAAAAAAUGGCCACAGAGUCUUUCCAUGCUGCCUACGCUGCUGUAGCCCCGACAGCCUCCUCCAUGUCCCCCUCCACAGGUAACCUGCUUCGGAUGUUUCGUGCCUACCAGAGCAAUGCGGUCAUCUUAGAGCACUACAACUACACGGGCAAACUGAAGGAGAACAAGUACAAGGAAGGACUCAAACCAGAGGCCAUCGCCUUUCUGCUCGUCUGCGUGCUUAUAGUCGUAGAAAACGCUGUGGUGCUUCUGGCCAUCUGGAAGAACAAGAAAUUCCAUCUGCCCAUGUACUACUUACUGGGCAACUUGACCCUCUCUGACCUGCUCGCAGGUUUCACCUACAUGGUGAACAUCAUAAUGUCCGGCGCCAACACCUUAAACAUGACCCCGGUGAUGUGGUUCCUGAGGGAGGGGGGUGUGUUCAUCAUGCUGGCCGCGUCAGUCAUCAGUCUGCUGGCCAUCGCCAUAGAGCGGCACGUUACUAUGGUGAGGAUGAAGCCGUACCAAGGGGACAAACAGGGGCGGAUGUUUGCUCUGAUCGGAGCGAGCUGGGUGUUGUCCGUGUUCCUGGGCGUGCUGCCUGUCCUGGGGUGGAACUGUAUGGGACGGUUGGAACAAUGCUCCACGGUCCUCCCGCUCUACGCCAAGAGUUACAUCCUCUUCUGCAUCACCAUCUUCAGCGCCAUCCUCAUGUCCAUCGUGGUGCUGUACGUCCGCAUCUUCCGCAUCGUCAAGUCCAACACCCAGCGCCUUGCUUCGGUCCCGCAGCGCAAAGGCCUCUACCGCAAGUCCCAGAAGUACAUGGCCCUGCUGAAGACGGUCACCAUAGUUCUGGGAGUCUUCAUCAUGUGUUGGUUGCCCCUCUUCAUCCUCCUCCUGCUGGACUUCUGCUGCCCGGCCAACAGCUGCGGGGUGCUCUUGAAGGCGGACUAUUUCCUGGGCAUCGCUAUGUUCAACUCCCUCCUCAACCCCAUCAUCUACACACUGACCAGCAAGGACAUGAGGAGGGCCAUCCUCCGGCUGCUCUGCCAGCACUGCCUAAUGACGAAAGACGGGCAAGUGAAGAAGAUCGGGAUGCCCUUCCUGGAGUGCAGCACCAGUAAGACCGAUGCAGCCUCCCACAGGCUGGAGGGACUGGAGACGACAGUGUCCUCCGGUAACUUCACACCUUCGACUAUCAAAGCCAUUUACCCCAGGAUGUCGAAAACAUGACACAGUGGCUCACUUGAGAGCAAGCAUCCGGACUAAGACUUGGCUGUUUGUCUCCAUCUGAGCUGCAUCAUGUGCUCAGGUCUGAGCUGAAGUUUCCUGUUGCACUCUGUCAGAGCUUUGGUAUCAAUACUCAUGAACAGAAUAAACUGGAUGUAUGUGAUAGAAGUCCAAAUUGGGAGAAAGUUUAUUCAUAAAACAAAACCUGUUACCAGUUUCUUGUGACAAACUAGCAUUACAUUUAUCUUUAAGAAACUAAAAACAAGGCCAGUGUUUGUCAGAGGAUUUUCCUUCCGGUAAACGUGUCAUUUAACUUUAUCGGUGUUUGGUUUCCACAUGAAAUGAAAUCAAAGACUGUCUGCAGACGUUUCACAUAAAUACAGCCAAUUAUGCUGAUAGACUGGGGCUGAAGCCCAAAGCAUGAGGUUUAUCCUUAUCUCCUCUCCCUGUGUAGCAUAUAAUGAUAUGUUGUUACAAACACAGCAUCCACACCCAAAACCUGCAGCCAAACCCAUGUAAUUUCUGCCAUGUGAGUUUUGGUCAGCAGCAAUGCUGGGGAGAAGUCCCCUCGGCCGAGAUCAGAGGCUCGGCAGCCUGGAGACGCACUGAACACGUCAUAUGGAGGGUUGUGCCGAGCGGUUUGCAGCUUCGGAGGUCCCCUCAACACAUGUAGUGACACAUGAUGAAUGACUAAAAGCAAUAAAACCAACAGGGAAGGUUUGUCGACGCCUUCUUGGGCUAGGAUAUCGCAGUAAUAUGAUAUAGCUUGUUGGCAAAAACUUGCUUUUCUUGUUGGAGAAAGUUCAACAUGAAAUGAUACGAUUUGUUUUUCUCAUGAAAGAGCGCAGAUGUUAUCUUGUUCCACGCGAUCUGUUAAAGCCCAGACAACAGCUUGUGGGCUUCAAAGUACCAGGAAAUUUCAAUGUGGUCAUUGUGACAUACAAAUGUUAUACUUUGCCAACUGUAAUAUUGUACAUGAAUGUAAAGAGAGAUUUUUUUUGUAUACUUUGUAAAUAUAUAUAUCCUUCUCUGAGCUGCAUUUUGUAUUGUAAAAACCUCACUUUUUAUAUGUGCACUGAAUAAAACAUAUGUGAAUGAAGCUCA
This is a messenger RNA of Cottoperca gobio, 2710 nucleotides long. It is a transcript of the gene s1pr5a, whose product is annotated as sphingosine-1-phosphate receptor 5a. Bases 404 to 1609 code for a protein of 401 amino acids. The record is from RefSeq and is a predicted model, not a curated record. Gene Ontology annotation, biological process: G protein-coupled receptor signaling pathway. Gene Ontology annotation, cellular component: membrane. NCBI's taxonomy places the organism in Eukaryota, Metazoa, Chordata, Actinopteri, Perciformes, Bovichtidae. The transcript has 2 exons. Gene Ontology annotation, molecular function: sphingosine-1-phosphate receptor activity.